AUGCAAGCUCACGACGGUCUCCGGGCUUGGCUAGCUCAGGCUCUGCUUCUGCUUUUGACGCUCCCUGCGUGCACUCGUGCUUCACUCUUGGGCACGAUCCUGUUCGGGAAAGAUACGCUGGAGCCCGUCCGUGCUGAAAUCCAGCACACCGAACAGUUGCGCCAAGAGGUGUUUGGCUGGUACCGUCACAAUACUACACUGCAAGCCAACUUCACCGUCUCGCCAGACCCAUCUGACAUCGCCCCUCUUCUUCCAGCAAUCUACUCGGGACGCAGCCUGAUAGAGCCGGACGGCGCAUACUACUCGGACAUCGAAGGAUACUACAAGGGUGAAUGGGUAGGAUGGGACUACAGUACACAGGCCAACAGGUCCAUUGCGCUCGACUCUCGCCUCAACCACGCGGCUGCAGCCAAGCUGUCUGCAGAACGACCCCAACAACCUCCCAUCUACUUGGACGGCGUACAAGAGGAAAAGCUUAUACAAGACCGCGGCGCAUUUGAAUGGCUCACCGUCAAACCGGCGCACGUUGAUCUCCAUUUGGUAGAAGAGCAUCUGCUGAAAGGCAACGUGUCGCUCAUCACGGGCAGCUUGAGCUUCACCGCGCCUCCCAACUCCAAAAGCUCGGUGGACUCGGUCGAUUUCACCCUCGAAGGUCUUCACUUUAUCCCCACCGGCAGCCUAUUUUUGCAUGCGGUGGCCAAAGAAGCACACGAAACACCGGAUGUGCGCACCUCGCUGGCCUCGAUACCACACGACAACAACCAGACCGCUAAUGCCACCAUAUCUGCUAUCGACAAGGUUUUUCAGCUCCGUAUCGACACGCUGCAAAGUAUCAUCGCCAGCGGAUCGUACGACAACGGCGAAUCUUCCACAGACACGCCGGUGGCGCUCAAACACAAUUGCUCGCUCCACAUUUAUGCUCAACUUCAUUCUGCCGGUCUUCACGCACACCUUCAGCCGCAGAUCGACGCCCUCGAGUACGAGAUGCAAAAGUCCACGGGGAUCAGCACUAUCGCACCUCCACCGCUUAAGCUCUCGCUCCGAGCCUACUCACCCGAAUGUCAGCUGCUGCUCACCUCGGAAGAGCUCAGAGGGCUGCUGGAGACGAGCUUGCGGAAGAAAGCGGUGCACUACGCCAUCUUCUACUUUGUCGUGCUCUUCGUUCAGACGUGGUUGCUGGUACAGCAGAUGGACGUGACGACGACUCCGAGUGGGCUCGCCAAAGUCAGCGACAAGACGUGGUUGGCACAGUCCAUUUUGGAUGCGUAUGGAUGCUUGAUCCACCUCAGCGUGGCGGUGGUGUUCGAAAGCGAGACGACACUGCCGUUGAUCGCAUGCGCUUUCAUGAGCGGCAUGUGCUUUUUGGCGUUCGGGUAUAGGUAUACGAUUACAAUUUACAGGACGCAGAUGGAUGCUGCACCGACGACUGCGGCCGCACCUGCGCCCCUACCUGCACCUGCACGGCCACAGACGGACGUGCAAGGUGUGACGGAAACCCCUGCUGCCGCUGCCACGGACCAUGCACCAGCGACAGCAGCGAGACCGAGCAACUUUGUGGCCUCGACAAUCGCCUCGAUCACAGCUGCCGAUGCUGCUACUGCCUCCGCCGAAGAGAUCCAAGCGCGACGUCGGGGUGCCACCAUCCUGUUCGUCGGCGUUUUCCUUUUCAUGGUGGGCUUCUUCCCACUCGUGACCGUCACACUGAUGCUACCCAUCCUCUACUCUUUCUGGAUCCCACAAAUCUACCGCAACGUGCAGCGCGGCACACGCAAAGCUAUUCUCAAGCGCUGCGUCGUCGGCACUACGCUCACGCGCUUGUUCAUCCCGCUCUACCUGCUCGCAUGCCCGGAAAACGUCAUGCUUAGCGAGCCAAGCGUGUGGGGCUGGGUGCUGGCGGGCUACUUGACGGCCCAAGCGGCGGUGUUGGUGUCGCAGGACCUGUUUGGACCGCAUUGGUUCUUGAAGCAGGAGUGGGUGCCGGCUGCAGCUGUGAAAGGGUGGGAGUAUCACCCGCCGCUUCCGAGUGAUGACGAGGAGGUGGCCGAGAGAGGAGCGGAAGAGUACGGAGACUGCGCCAUCUGUCUCACUGCCAUUGAAAACAGGACCAAGCAGAGUGUAAGGAGGCGCAAGAGGAACGAUCGGUCUUCGUUCAAGGGUAGUAGCUGGUUUGAUCUGUCGAGCUACAAGAACGGAUACGACCGCAUCGCCGAUGAUGCCGAAGAUUUCGAAGUCGAUCCAAACGAAGGCCAAGAUGAUGCUUCGCACACGUCUGUGCAGCUGUAUCCGCCGGAAAAGGCUCGCCACAGCAGCCGUACCGAUUGGCACAGACAAAGGCAUCCUCGAAAAAGUGGCGGCGGCAUCAGCCGACGACUUCGAUCCUUGCUUGCGCGAAGCAUCCGAACAUUGCUGCGAUGGAAACAAGGCCUGAGCACCACAAGCACGCUGCGUCGACGGAGGACGGACGUGAUGCUUGCACCUUGCCAGCACGCCUUCCAUACGGAAUGCCUGGAGCGGUGGUUGGAGAUCAAGAACGAAUGUCCGAGUUGCAGGAGAGCCUUGCCGCCCAUCUAA
Molecule: messenger RNA, 2571 nt
Organism: Sporisorium graminicola
Lineage: Eukaryota; Fungi; Basidiomycota; Ustilaginomycetes; Ustilaginales; Ustilaginaceae
Exons: 1
Coding region: 1-2571 (856 amino acids)
Source: RefSeq, a predicted model, not a curated record